This is a messenger RNA of Microthlaspi erraticum, 933 nucleotides long. Lineage: Eukaryota; Viridiplantae; Streptophyta; Magnoliopsida; Brassicales; Brassicaceae. The record is from the annotation of a GenBank genome assembly.
AUGGUGAGAGAGACGAACGCCCUCGCUGGAGAAGCAUCGAGCAGCCGCCGAAAGAGGCAACGGCUUCCCUCCACCGUCGAAGAAGAAGGAACAGGGACGCUGUUAGAGCUAGAUCUUCUCGACUGUCCCAUUUGCUGCCACGCAUUGACGAUUCCUAUCUUUCAGUGUGACAAUGGACACAUAGCUUGCUCUUCUUGCUGCGGCAAAAUGAGGAACAAAUGUCCUUCCUGCAAUUUACCUAUCGGUAACUACCGAUCAAGAAUCAUGGAGAAAGUGGUAGCCGCAGUCGUAGUCCCGUGCCCGAACGCGAAACACGGCUGCAAAGAGAAGUUCUCCUACGGCAAAGAGAUAGCACACGAGAAGGAAUGCGCCUUCGCUCUGUGUCACUGUCCUGCACCCAACUGCAACUACAGCGGCGUGUACAAGGAUCUCUACAGUCACUACGAUGUGACACACAGGGACGUGGACCUGUCGAAUAAUUUCAGCUGUGGGUUUCGGCAUAGCGCGUGUGUGAACGUAAGUGGAGGUUAUUUGGUGCUUGAGGAGUAUAGAGAUGGUCCUUUGGUUGUGGUUCAGAGUUUCAAGGAGGAGCAAGGAGUGUGUGUGGCUGUGAACUGUAUAGCACCGUCUGCUCCUGGUGUUGUGAAGUACUCCUAUGAGCUUUCUUAUUCGUUGGGAGGUAACAGUUUGUCGUUUGGGUCCAGGGAGAUGAACAGGAUUCGGAAAGUGAGCUUUGAAAUUCCGGAGGAGGGCUACAUGUUGAUUCCUGACUUUUUUCAAGGUCAAGUUGAUGUGUUGAAGAGAUUGGAGAUUUGCAUCCGCCGGGUAGUAGAAGGUGAAGAAGAACCUGAAGAAGAAGAAGCUGAAGAAGAAUAUGAUGAAGAAGAUGAAGAUGAAGAGGAGGAAGAAGAAGAAGAAGAAGAAGAAGAAUAA